This is a messenger RNA of Rhinichthys klamathensis goyatoka, 997 nucleotides long. It is a transcript of the gene sft2d1, whose product is annotated as SFT2 domain containing 1. Gene Ontology annotation, cellular component: membrane. The coding region runs from base 105 to 590 and encodes 161 amino acids. The transcript has 8 exons. Lineage: Eukaryota; Metazoa; Chordata; Actinopteri; Cypriniformes; Leuciscidae. Gene Ontology annotation, biological process: vesicle-mediated transport. The record is from RefSeq and is a predicted model, not a curated record.
CGGAAUACGGGCGGGGAAAAGUAACGUCUGAUUUGUGUCAAUGCUGAACUUCGAGGAAGUGUUGGAUAAUUUCAACUGAACGAUAUUUCAUCUGACGAGCAACGAUGGACAAGUUGCGUCGUGUAUUGAGUGGUCGAGAGGAGAAUGAAGAAGUGGGACUUACAGCUCAGAUCCUGGACGGCACAACACUCGGUUUCACCACACGGUUGAAGUGGUUCGUCAUUUGUUUCGCAUCAGGGAUCUUGUGCUCAAUACUUGGAACUGCACUCCUUUUCUUGCCUAAAGCUGGCAUGAACCUGUUUGCUGUAUUCUACACCCUUGGAAACGUUGCAGCAAUUUCAAGCACCUGUUUUCUGAUGGGUCCACUUAAACAGCUGAAGCGUAUGUUUGAGCCCACCAGGAUUAUAGCCACCAUUAUGAUGCUGCUAUGCCUUGUGUUGACAUUAUGCGCAGUGUUUUGGUGGCACAAAAAGGGUCUGGCGAUCCUUUUCUGCAUUUUGCAAUUCUUGGCCAUGACAUGGUACAGUAUCUCCUACAUUCCAUUUGCACGGGAUGCUGUCAUGAAGUGUUUCACCUCCUGUUUGAGCUGAAGUGUCCAGUAUUCCUUCUGACGACAGGUCCUGCCUUGCAAGAGUGUUUUUCUCUUUCAUUUCAGAACUUCUCCAAGACCUUAAAAAACGUUCAUGUUUUGUCUUAAUCAUUUUUUUAAAAUAUUGUGUAAUGUUAAGAGUGAAUAUGUAAUAUUUGCAUUUCUUACAAGCCUUACUUUUUUUUUCUAAAGCUUUUGUUGUUUUUAUUUUGUGUGUGGCGGAUGAUUACAUGAUAAACUGCCAGUUGAAACGGAGUGAAGUGCUUUAUUACGUGUGAUGUUUAUGAAUGAAAUCUACUACUGCUCACUUUUGUACAGAAAAAUACCUUUCUACCAAAUAUAAUAACAAGAGAAAAACCCUAUUCUUAUGAUGCAACAUUCACACCAAAUAAAUAAAUACAAUACUCA